AUGGGUUUGAAACAUGUUCUAGUUCUGCCAUUUCCAGCACAAGGGCAUGUGAACCCUUUAAUGCACUUAGAACACAAACUAGUUCAACAUGGCUGCAAAGUUACCUUUGUGAACACUGAGUUCAACCACAAGAGAGUUCUUUUUACAAUGAACGGUAAGGUUACUCUUGAUGGUUCAGAAGUGGAGCUAGUCUCACUUCCUGAUGGGGAUGUUGGGAGUAACAGAAUCACAAGCAUAGUUUGUGACACAUAUAUGGCAUGGGGCUUGGAAAUAGCACAAAAGCUUGCAAUAAAAGUGGGCCUAUAUUUUAUGGCUAUAACUGAAAGUGGGCCUAUAUUUUUGAAAGUUGUAGAUUGUUCAGAUGAGAUCAAAGACAAGGAUUAUGUUGCAAAGCAAAUAAGAGAUGUGAUAAGAGAAGUCGGUCUCUCAAAUGUAGUGCAGAUUGUGACUGAUAAUGCGCCGGUUUGUAAAGUGGUUGGUUUAUUGAUUGAAGCUAAAUUUCCAUCUGUUUAUUGGACUCCUUGUGUUGUUCAUACUCUCAACCUUGCUUUAAAGGACAUUUGUGCAGCUAAGAAUACAGAGAAGAAUAAUUUUGUUUAUCAAGAAUGCUCAUGGAUUACUCAAAUUGCUGAAGAUGCUUCUUUUAUAAAAAAUUUCAUUGUUAAUCAUCAUAUGAGGUUAUCUAUUUUCAAUGAAUUUAAUACACUAAAGUUGCUUAAUGUUGCUCCUACUCGAUUUGCUUCUACUAUUGUGAUGCUCAAAAGAUUUAGGUUGUUAAAGCAAGGCCUCAAAGAGAUGGUUAUAAGUGAGAAGUGA
This is a messenger RNA of Arachis ipaensis, 816 nucleotides long. The record is from RefSeq and is a predicted model, not a curated record. NCBI's taxonomy places the organism in Eukaryota, Viridiplantae, Streptophyta, Magnoliopsida, Fabales, Fabaceae.